UCCACUUAAAGAGAAACACCCACAGUCCUGACUGUCAGACCACCAUGGAGCCUUCUAGAACCCACCUGCUUCUCUGUAUGUCUGCAGUGCUUCUGUGCUGUGUGAGCACUGAUGAAGAGAGGGAGGCCUUGAGAUCCAAAGAGGGAGGAACAGUCACCCUCAGAACCAGAAAGGACGGGUGUGACAGCAACCCCCAGGUGGUGUGGAUGUUCGGACCAGAGUCAGCCAACAAACGGAUCGCCAGAAUGAAGAAUGGAGAGGUGAAGUUGGACUACAUCGACCACUUCAGAGACAGACUAGAGCUGGACCAUCAGUCUGGAUCUCUGACCAUCAGUGGGCUCAAACACAAUGACUCUGGAGUCUACAUGUGCCAGUCCAUUGGCUCCAAAAUCUUCUCCCAGCUCUUCAACCUGACCGUGUACGCGUCUAUCUACGCUCCGACCAUCAGGACGAACUCGUUGGACCCCGCCGGCGCCUGCAGCUCCCUCGCCGUGGAGUGCAGCGUGCAGAGCGGCAGAGAGCUGGAACUGUCGUGGUUCAGAGGCGGAGACAAACUGAUGGAGACGAGCCGCCCUGAUUCGUCCUCCAUGCUCCGCCUCUCUCUGCUCAUACAGUCGGGUGGUGAAGACGUUUACACGUGUGUGGCUGAAAACCCCGUGGAUCAGAAGAGCAGCAGAAUACACACCAAGGACACGUGUUUGAACAACGGAGAGGCGCUCAGGUGUCAAACUGAAGUGACUGUGCGGCUCGCCGUCUCAGCCGUUCUGGGCCUGGUCUUGAUGGUUCUGGUGGUGGACCACGUCAGAUUCAGACGGCGGAUUCAACCGAGACUCUGUGGGUCGCGAUGUCACAGCAGGAGGGAGAACAAGCGGGAACACUGAUGUUCCAGGAAGAACCUCAGCUUGGAAGGAAAUCAGUGAAGAUGAAACUGGUGCUUGAGCUAACGAGGAUCCGAAUAAACAAACUAAACAAAAACCUUAAACAUGCUAAACCUUCAAACUUUACAGGAAUAACAGUGAACAGUCACAUGACCGGGCGGUCAGGGUAAAGACCUGCUGAUACCAUGUUUACUUUAUAUUCCAGAUGAAGUCUGCAGCUCAUGUCUGUCUAAUAAAGCUGUCCUACAG
Molecule: messenger RNA, 1127 nt
Organism: Cheilinus undulatus (humphead wrasse)
Lineage: Eukaryota; Metazoa; Chordata; Actinopteri; Labriformes; Labridae
Product: hepatocyte cell adhesion molecule-like
Exons: 4
Coding region: 45-881 (278 amino acids)
Source: RefSeq, a predicted model, not a curated record